This is a messenger RNA of Trypanosoma grayi, 693 nucleotides long. RefSeq names its product putative histone deacetylase. Gene Ontology annotation, cellular component: histone deacetylase complex. Bases 1 to 693 code for a protein of 230 amino acids. The transcript has a single exon. Gene Ontology annotation, molecular function: histone deacetylase activity. Gene Ontology annotation, biological process: chromatin organization. The record is from RefSeq and is a predicted model, not a curated record. NCBI's taxonomy places the organism in Eukaryota, Euglenozoa, Kinetoplastea, Trypanosomatida, Trypanosomatidae.
AUGGAAGAGGACGACGAUGCCGUUGCAAGAAUGUUCGGCAUCACGCCAGAUGAGCUGGAGAUCUCCUCUUCAACCCUCAGCAGCAGCAGUAGCAACAGCUCAGUGCUCGCAUCCUCGUCUCGCAACGUGGCAGCGGCUGGAAAGCUCCCUGGUGACACGGAGGGUCUCUCCUUCGACGAAAACGUGAAUGACGGAACGCGCGAGCCCUUCUACCCGGGAACGGGCCAUAUGGAGCGCGUCGGUGGCGACGUGACGGAGGAGGCGUGCGGGCGAAACAUAAACGUGCCGUGGCCGACCGUUGGCAUGGGUGACCUGGAGUACUUGCAGGUGCUCCUUGACGUUGUUGUGCCAGUGGCGCGUGAGUUUGCGCCGGAUAUCAUCUUUGUUAGCUCCGGCUUUGACAGCGCCGCAGGGGACCUCCUCGGUGCGAUGCGACUCUCACCAUCGGGGUAUUCCCUUCUCACCAAAACCCUCGCCGCCGUCUGCCCGCGGCUCGUGGUGGCACUGGAGGGCGGCUACAACUUGUCAAACGUCGCGCUCUGCACGGAGGCAGUCAUGCGGGCGCUGCUGGAGUGUAGCGGCUCCGCCCCACUGCCGCGGAGUGGGAUGCUGAGGUGCCAGGCGGAGGAGCUGGUGAAGCAGGUGCGCCACACCCACGAACGCUACUGGCGCUGCUUCGCGCGCUCCGAGUGA